GAGUGAGCGAGAGAUAUACAAUGUCAAGUGUGGUGUUCAAUGCAAGCGCCGUCGGCAAAAACGCCGCCGAACUAUUUCCCACAACAAUCGGCGGUGCGAGCAAAAUGUAUCGCUACCAGCACAUAAUGCCCGCUCCAGAGCUGAAGACGAGCGGCAACGGCUCCAGCAAUGGCUCGCUGAUCAAGACGCGCAAAUAUACGCCGCGUGGCAUGGCGCUGGCCAAUGCCUCGAGCGGCAGCAGCAGCAGUAGCAGCAGCAGCAGCUCCUGCUGCUCCACCAGCUCGCCGUACAACGUGGACCAGUCGCAGUCCGUGCAGCGUCGCAAUGCCAGGGAACGGAACCGUGUCAAGCAGGUGAACAAUAGCUUUGCCCGACUGCGCCAGCAUAUACCACAGUCGAUCAUAGCGGAUCUGACCAAGGGCGGCGGCCGUGGGCCGCACAAGAAAAUCUCCAAGGUGGACACGCUGCGCAUCGCCGUCGAGUAUAUCAGGCGGCUGCAGGAUCUGGUCGAUGAUCUCAAUGGCGGGCCGAGCAGCAAUGGCAACAACUACAAUGUCGCUCAGCUGAAUCUGUGCCUGGACGAGGAGGAGACCUGCAGCAAUAGCUCAUCCAUCUCGAGCAGCAGCUCCAGCCUGGGCAGCCAGCAGCUGGGCCAUAAUCUCUACUAUAGCAGCGCUUUGCUAACAGGAGCUGGCACGCCCAUCCCGACGCCGACGCCCACAGCGCUGCAGCAGCAACAGCAAUUGCAGCGCCAGCAGUUUCCCCAUCAGCCGCUGACGCCCAUCACGCUCAAUGGCAACACGCUGGCGGCAACAACAACAACUCCAGCAGCAGCAGCAGCAACAACAACAGCGACGACAACAACAACAACAACUGGAGGCUGCCACUCGCCGACAUCCUCAUUCAAUUCGAGCAUGUCCUUCGACUCGGGCACCUAUGAGGCACAGCCACAGCAGCUAUCCCCGCCCGUGGCGCCCAUGGAUGCCCAGCUGCAGCUGAAGUUCGAGCCGUACGAGCAUUUCCAGCUGGACGAGGAGGACUGCACGCCGGAUGAUGAGGAAAUACUGGACUAUAUAUCGCUGUGGCAGGAGCAGUAGGGCCCCAAAACGAACAUCAAUCAUAAUCAUCCUGCUGUUUGCUUUCUAGUCAAAAUAUUUUGAGUUGAACCAAGUGCCUCAAAUUGUAAAUAGACUCAGUUUCUAGCCUA
Drosophila montana is the source of this 1207-nucleotide messenger RNA. It is a transcript of the gene sc, whose product is annotated as scute. The record is from RefSeq and is a predicted model, not a curated record. NCBI's taxonomy places the organism in Eukaryota, Metazoa, Arthropoda, Insecta, Diptera, Drosophilidae. Gene Ontology annotation, molecular function: RNA polymerase II transcription regulatory region sequence-specific DNA binding; DNA-binding transcription factor activity, RNA polymerase II-specific; protein dimerization activity. Bases 21 to 1097 code for a protein of 358 amino acids. The transcript has a single exon. Gene Ontology annotation, biological process: developmental process; regulation of transcription by RNA polymerase II.